Medicago truncatula (barrel medic) is the source of this 1177-nucleotide messenger RNA. RefSeq lists its product as uncharacterized. The record is from RefSeq and is a predicted model, not a curated record. The transcript has 4 exons. Gene Ontology annotation, molecular function: zinc ion binding. Bases 120 to 845 code for a protein of 241 amino acids. NCBI's taxonomy places the organism in Eukaryota, Viridiplantae, Streptophyta, Magnoliopsida, Fabales, Fabaceae.
UUUCAAUCCCUUUUCACAUUCUCUCUCUCUCUCUCUCUCUCUCUCUCUCUCUGUGUGUGUUUCUUCUUCACUUCGCCGCAUUUUCUACUUGCUUGUGUACCCAAUCUCAAACCAAAAACAUGGUGGGGAAGGAUCAAUCACCAAAGGAAAGGAAUAGAGAUUGGAUUAGAGCUCUUAUGAAUAGUAGCUCUGGCUAUUGUGAUGAUCAUCGUGAUCUUCGAUCUAAUGAGAAGAAUACUUUCUGUGUAGAUUGUGCUGUUAGAUUCUGUAGGCACUGUAAGGAAGCUCAUUCCAUUCAUAGAAGGUUUCAGAUUUACCGAUAUUCCUAUCAGGAUGUUUUCCGCCAUUCGGAGCUACAGAAGCACUUUGACUGCUCAAAUAUUCAGACUUACAUAUCCAAUAAAGAUAGGAUUGUGCAUCUCAAACCUCGGCCUCCAAUCUAUAAGUCUAAAUCUGGUGAUCAAUGCCCUGAAUCAAAAUCCAAAGAAAGCAACUUAUCAGCAAGAUUUAAGUCAGGAGGUAGUACAUGCGAAGAAUGUGGGAAACACUUACAAGAUGAGCAUAGUCGCUGGUGCUCAAUUAUAUGCAAGAUAGGGGAGCCUCAAAGCCAAGGUCCAAAUCAUCAUACAGAAAGGAGUUUAGUUGACUCUUUCAACCAAAGUGGUAGAUGCAUCAUCACUCCAAAAACUGAAGCUAUUGACUUUACUAUGAGUGAUAACCUUAAUUCGGAACCAGAGUCAUCUAUUUCUGAAGCUGAGCCAUGUGGGCGGGUUGAAGUUGUGAAUUUCAGAAAGCGCCCAAGAAAAACUACUCCUGAGAGGCCUGUCUUUGUUUUCGUUUCUUAGCAUAUGUUUGGAAAAUGCACUUCAAUUUUCACAGCAUCACUGUGCGGCAAUUUGAAGCUAGGACAGACUGCUUCUUGCUAUCCACCAUGAUUUUCCUACUCACAACGAGCUACCAAACAUCCUAUUAGAAGUUAUCACAAAUACUACUCUACUGUUUCCUUUAUUUCUUUUCCUUUGAUUUUUUUGCUUCCAUUUUAGGAUAAUGAGACAAGGUAUCUUGAACAAUUAGUAACUAGCUGAGCUUGUACAGCCUAAGACUUUGAUACUAAUAGUAAUAUAGUAUUGCCUAUUGACACACUCUUUUCAUUCAAUUUCAUAACCAUCGUUUGGAA